Molecule: messenger RNA, 2055 nt
Organism: Megalops cyprinoides (Indo-Pacific tarpon)
Lineage: Eukaryota; Metazoa; Chordata; Actinopteri; Elopiformes; Megalopidae
Gene: b4galt4
Product: UDP-Gal:betaGlcNAc beta 1,4- galactosyltransferase, polypeptide 4
Exons: 7
Coding region: 445-1521 (358 amino acids)
Biological process (GO): carbohydrate metabolic process
Molecular function (GO): glycosyltransferase activity
Source: RefSeq, a predicted model, not a curated record
GCCCAGCUUCAAGAAGAGGAAGAGCAGGAAGAGGUAUGAAUUACAGAUGGUGUGUACACACAUUACAAAUGCUUGAUGAGCCUCCAGUUUGCUUGAAGAUAACCACUCUUUGAAGAACUGAGUUGGGCAUGUCAGGAGUAUAUUACUCCUUUUCAUUGAAGAAGACCCAAAGCUACAUUUUCACCUUCUAUAAAAAGGCUGCUAGUAAGAUCUGCUGUUCAUCUUGAAGUUUAUAUGAAUGGCAGAUUGCUGCAUAAAAUCUGCAAAUCCCUGUCUGACUCUUUCUUGUUUUUAAGGAAUUUCAUCUGGAUUGAUUAAUCGGACAGCUACAGCUCAGUUGCUCAUGUCCUGUAUGGUUCUAUAAACAAUUGUCCAAUAUCACCAGCUGAGAUGCUGUGCUCCACUUCGUUCCACUUCUGCUGAGAUUCUUAAAACAAUCUUGCAAUGGGGUUGUGCACAGCUGUGUUUAAGUUCUUCAGAAGGGGCAAAUACUUGCUGCUCUUACUGUUGUCUAUAUCAGUUUUGGCUUGGGUUGCCACCUUUGGCACUGACACUGUGUGGGAGGCACCGAAGUCUUCAGAGAAUCUGUCAAAACCACAUGUUCAGUAUAUUAUCCACAAAGGAGAAAAGGACUCAAAGGAAGCUGUAUCCUAUGGAAUCUCCGCUCUUCUCCCUUCCUCUUCACCUAAUCGACAACACUGUCCCCAGCCAUCCCCAUUACUUCGUGGUGCCAUAAAGCUCUCCUUCAAUCCCUCCCUAACACUGAAAGAGGUGGAAAGAGAGAACAAUGAGGUGGUGGAGGGUCAGCAUCACCCCAUGGAUUGUGUAGCCCAGCAGAGUGUGGCUGUCCUCAUUCCCCACCGUAAUAGGGAAAAACACCUUCUCUACCUCCUGCACCACUUGCAUCCUUUCCUGCAGAGACAGCAAUUACGUUACGCCAUCUACAUCAUUCAUCAGGCUGGUGAUAUAACGUUCAACCGAGCAAAGCUGCUAAAUGUGGGAUAUCUGGAGGCUCUGAAGGACCACAACUGGGACUGCUUUAUUUUUCAUGAUGUUGAUCUGGUUCCAGAGAAUGACAACAACCUCUAUAUGUGUGACCAACAGCCUAAGCACCUUGUGGUGGGCAGGAAUGCUACUGGAUACAAGUUGCGGUAUAAAGGCUACUUUGGAGGGGUAACAGCCAUGACGAAGGAGCAGUUUUCCAAAGUUAAUGGAUUUUCAAACACAUACUGGGGAUGGGGCGGGGAAGAUGAUGACCUUCGAAUCCGGGUAGAGCUUCAGAAAAUGGAAAUUGUGCGCCCAGCUCCUGAAGUAGCCCGCUACACCAUGGUCUUCCACAAGAGGGACAGUGGAAACGAGGUCAACAAAGACAGGAUGCGCUUGUUGGGAAGGACACCACGAGUGUGGAAGAAGGAUGGGCUAAAUUCAUGCUCCUACAAAGUCCUGUCUGUCGAGAGACCACCACUCUAUAUUAACAUCACAGUAGACAUCGGCAGACCGCUGGCCCAGCCCCAACAAUGACUACAAGAUGAUACCAGCUUCCUAAAAAUGGUACAAUGCAAAAAGAGCAAGUGCCCAUCCAGUUGUAGUGGGGGAAUGGCAGUAGAUUCUUAUCCACGUAUAGACUGAUGUCUUAAAUGUGAACUACAUUCAUUCAUCCUGCUGAGAUGAAAACUACUUAUUCUGUUUUCAAAGGAGCAUGUUGUGUGGUAUGCCAGUCCAGAGAAAAAGCUUGUUCAUGUCUGAGAGAUGGCUGUAUUUGCUGACAAUAAUAGUUAUUAGAAAACUAUACUCAACACUGAAAUGCCAUUUAGAGAGAGAGUUCUUGCUCUUCUGUCUAUUCUUUUUACAUUUGAUAGUUUGGCUGUUUAUUGGGGCUCAUGAUGAAAUUAAUAUCAUGGAGUCAUUCAGAACAUACUGUAAAAUUUAUCUUAUUCAGAGGACAUUCCUUUCUAACGACUUAAAAGUUUUCUUAAUGUACCUUAUGUGGAUGAUGCCUUUUUGUCAGGAUCUGAAUUUUUAUGAUGUAGCUGUGACAUAAAUAAAGGAACUGAU